Gryllus bimaculatus (two-spotted cricket) is the source of this 1949-nucleotide messenger RNA. The record is from the annotation of a GenBank genome assembly. NCBI's taxonomy places the organism in Eukaryota, Metazoa, Arthropoda, Insecta, Orthoptera, Gryllidae.
GUAAUUGAUCCAUCCUUAUAUGUGGCAAAAAUAGAAGAAUCCCAAGAAGCUGAAGACAUCAACCUGAGCAAAUAAGUGCCGAUUUUGUGAUUCUUCAUCUCUUUGUAUUUGUUUAUGAUGAACUAAAUAAUUUAAUGAAUUUUAAUUUAUAUAUAUAAUGUGAAAGAGUAAACAACAGUUUCGUAUGUCACUGUAAAUAACGCCAAUCAAGUCGGCCAUUUUCACUACAUGUGUGGGUAUGUGGUCUGUUGGUGAAUACAGAGGAAUUGUGAAACUUUAUCCUCUAAGAACAAUAUUUUGCGUGUGUGUGUGUGAGAAAGAGAGAGAGGUGGUGUGUACACAAGCAGGUGCAUGCAUAUGCAGGAAUGUACACAUCUGUUGUAGGUGUGUGUGCAUAGACGAAUUAGUGUACGUGUGUGCACAUACAAGAAUCGUUUCCCAUAUUUGUGGAAAUAAAUAUGGUCACAGGUGUGAGUUACUUCAUCUUAGAUUUUUAUACAAUUUGUAUAGGAAAUGAAAAUUGGAGGAGUUGACAUUUCAGUGUUUGUAAACUGUAAUUCAUGUAGCUUUACAGUACCUAUUGUAUCGGGUGUUUUUUUCCUUCUUAAGUUUCCUGCCUUUCCAUUUGUUUGUGUGUGCGCGAGUAUGGAUGUGCGGAUGUGUGUGUGGAUCCACGUGCGUAUGUUGUCUGUGUGUCUCACCUUUCUUUCCUGUUUAAUGGACACUUCUGUAAAAUUUUAAAGAUUAUUUUGCAGAUUUUGAACAUCCUUUUGUAAAUCAUGUUGGUCUUGUGUGUUCAAAAUCUUCCCAAACUUGGAAAUUGCAGUAGUUUGGAAAUUUAUUUUUAUAAAACUUCCAGAAGUGUAGGAUAUUUAUGUGAAAUUUGGUCUUAAGAAGUUUUGUUUUGAAGAUGUUGCUGUUGCACAUUAUGAAAUGAAAUCUUAUGGAUCUCUGUAAGCAGUAACAAUUAGAAUUUUCAAUUCUGCAAAUUCUAAAUUUUUUGAUCAAAGAUUUUUUUUUUUUAACUUUUCAUGAAUGGAUUUCAUAUAUUAUUUACAUGGAACUCACUGGUAAAUCAAAUUGAUAUUAAUAUUUUAUAAACAAUAUUGUAAAAUAAUUAUAAACACAAUCAUUGAAUUAAUGCCAUCUAAAUUCAAUGACUUUUCAAGGCGUGUGGGAUUUUGCCCACUCGUUCACAAUCAUGUAAAAUGCUUUUGUUAGAAGUUCUGACACAUCUUUUAAUUGACAUUUUGUAAUUAAUCUAUUUUUUGAUGAUAAGAAUGAAAGGCAUGUGCCUAACAUGUAUUUCAGUUCUAGACAUUAUUUUAUCUGUUUUGUAAAUAAUUUAAUUUUGAAUGAACUUGGCAGUGUUUAAGAAGACCAGUAAAAUGGUGAAGGAUGUUGAGAGAUCCAUAAAAUAUGAGGAAUUUCAGCUCUCCUCAAACCAGUGGGUUAUUAAGAAAUGCAUUCCUACAGGUAAAAGAGCUGAAAAAAUCCUCUUGCUAAGAAUAGCAAGAGAUUUCAUAAAGUAUUCCUAAUUAUGUAGAUUCGACAUGCAGCUAUAUGACCAUCGCCCUUGUGCUUGGUAAAAUGAAUUCUUGAAAUUGAACAUUAUUGAGCAGUUUCUUUUCAUUAAAUUUUUACUUUAAUAUUUUUCAACUGAGAAGGCUUUCAGUGUGAUAAAUGAAAAAAUGUAUUGAAUAGUUCAACAUGGAAGCACAUUAAUUAUUUCAAGCUGCGAAAAAUUUUAAAAGGAACUAUUUAAAUUAAUUUACCGAUUAUGUAAUGUGAAGAUAACAUAAAAACAUGUUAAUUAUUUUGUUAAAAAUUACUUGGUUCAGUUUAAUUCACAACAAAAUUAAGAAAUUUUCAAUUCGACUAUUUUGAUUUUGUGCUAAAUUUGUUUUCUGAAUAAACGAUUUCGUCAUUGAAUGUGAAUAUUUCUAUUU